Messenger RNA from Anopheles stephensi (Asian malaria mosquito), 6857 nucleotides. RefSeq lists its product as uncharacterized. The record is from RefSeq and is a predicted model, not a curated record. The transcript has 9 exons. Gene Ontology annotation, cellular component: basement membrane; extracellular region. Gene Ontology annotation, biological process: cell-matrix adhesion. The coding region runs from base 620 to 5470 and encodes 1616 amino acids. Lineage: Eukaryota; Metazoa; Arthropoda; Insecta; Diptera; Culicidae. Gene Ontology annotation, molecular function: serine-type endopeptidase inhibitor activity.
GAACCGCGUAGCCGAACGCACGCACGUGCGAGCGUCAGUUUGAAAUCGUAGCCGGGAGUUUUGGGGCGAAACGGUUGUUACGAAGAAAUCUUUAUCGUAAGUGUGCAGCGCAGUACAUAGUGGAACAGGUUAGUGUGUUGCGUGUGAACUAGUGCUGCCGAUAAGAAAGUUGUGAAUUGGUGAUGUGAAGUAGCAGUGUAUGGGUGUGUGUGCGUGAAGAAGCAAAAGAAAAUUCAUACAAUACGAAAAGAAAGCACAGAUCGUACCGGCACGCAAACUGUGCCAAGCGCUAAGCUAACAACAAUAACAAAAUAACGCAAAAAUCAAACAGGCCAAAGCGGCUUAUUAGCAGCAAGACCACAAAACCACGAACGAACGAACCGGACCCGAUUCCGGAACUGCGCAAGCUGUAGCCGGAACUAGCCGGACCAAACCCCCGCUCACUCCGUGCCAGCAGCGAAAGGAAUAAAAUCCAAUCAAUACGACACAUAUUAGCGUGUGGCUUUGUCCCAAGGAAUAGGAGGCCAACACAGCCGCACCGGGUAGUAGCAGCAGCCGCAGCAGGAAGUUACCUGACCCAAGACCGGAGCGAACGGGUCUGCUCGAUGUGCAGAGAAGGAUGAAGCUGAUCGAUCGACUGCUGGACAUAUGCUUCCAACGCCACGGGGCCCUCGUGCUUGUCGUGGCUGGACUGCUGUGUCUCCAGAUUACCACUAGUGAUAGCACACCAUUAGACGAUAGUAGCAAUAGUAAUAGUGGCAGUAUUAGUAGUAGUGAAACGCUAGAAUUAACCGCAUGUCAGCAUCUGAGGCGAGCGGAAGCGCGUCGCGCCAAGUCAUUAGGCGAUAGUCUGCUGCAAACGGUCCGGAUACCGCGCUGUACUGCGCUAGGCGACUUCGAACCGGUGCAAUGUUCCAACGAGCUUAACGGAACCGAGUGCUGGUGUGUGGAUGAAUAUGGCGUGGAGAUCACGGGCAGCAGGCGCAGUCACGCGGACGAUGUUAACUGCACUCGGGUGGAAAACCACUGCCAGGCGUCCAGCUGUCGCAUGUUCUGUCCGGCUGGAUUCGCCAAGGAUCUUGCGUCCGGCUGCCCCAUUUGCCGCUGCCGAGAUCCGUGCGAGGACAUUCAAUGCCCCCGAGGUCAGCAGUGUGAACCGCAGGAGGUCCAGUGCAAGACCGAACCGUGUCCACCGAUUCCGACGUGUCGAAAAGCACGCAGUCUGAAUGAUCUUUGCCCAGCGGGACAACCGCUAGCGAUCACGGGCACCAUUCGUCCCUUCCUGUGCGGUACGGAUCCGGGAAAACCCAGCUGUCCGCCGCUGUACCGCUGCUUGGUCCAGGGUGGUAACGAUUAUGGCGUAUGCUGUCCGGCUUCACUGCAGUUCGAAAAGCCCGGUAGCUGCCCGCGUGCAAACGAGAUCGAAUCGACGGAUAGUGCUGGGUUCCUAUGUGGAACGCCUUGCAGCCACGAUCUCGAAUGUCCACAGAUGCAAAAGUGCUGUCAGUCGAAUGGGUGUGGACGGAACUGCCAGCAGCCACACAAUGUCACCGUUUGCCAUCAGGCACGCAUGCUGUCGGAGUUGCUGUCGGUGAAUGAGCGUGAGGGUCGCGGUUAUGUGCCACAGUGCGAUGGUCCUGGUGGAAGCUUCUCAACGCGCCAAUGCUCCCGUAAUGGGCUGGUGUGCUGGUGUGUCGAUCCGAAAUCUGGCAACAAAGUGAAGGGAACGAUGGGAGCGGCUGCCACCGUCAACUGUGAAGGUGUGGAGAACAUGAUCGGAGGUCGCAGUGGAGGACGUAGCGUGGAUGGGGCGCAAACGCUCUGCGAUCACAACAUCUGUGCGGCGGUCUGUGAGUACGGGUUCAAGAAUGAUCACAACGGAUGUCCAACGUGCGAGUGUUCGGAACCGUGCGAGGGUUACCUUUGCCCAAGCGGAUCGCACUGCGAAGUGGCCAAGGAUCCGAAGUGUGAAGCGUACUCGGGACUUUGCUCGUCCGAGCCGGUCUGUAAGCCGGAUCUGGUGUAUUCAAACCCGUGCGAGAUUGGAACACCACUAGCAGACAACAUUACCGGUGAACUUCUGUUCUGUCAUAUGGAUCGUCCAAAGAGCCGCGAAUAUCAAAGUCGUACCUUCUUCGACGAUGACGAGCAAGACGAAGAGGAAAACGGUCGCAAACGAUCGCUCUCGAAUACGAUCAUGUGUCCGAUGGAGACGCACGAGUGUCGUAAGCUACACGGUGAAUCACGCAGUGUCUGCUGUCCUUUGGUGACCGAAGGUGAAGACGAAGAGGUGGCAGAAGAACGUCAACAAACGAUGUGCGAAUAUUUGCGUGACUUCUCCGAUCGCAUGGAGGGUACGGUGGAAGGGAUGGAACUGGCGCUACCCCCACCAUCCUGCACACCGGACGGAGGUUACCAGGCAAUGCAGUGCGUCACCCGCAAAACUAAAGUCAAAAUGUCGGAACAGCGGAAGUAUAUCGAACAGAACAGCAUUCGUCGGAUGAGAAAACUUCUGGAAGAUGCAUCGGCCGCAGGUCAUGCAUCCUCCCCAACAACGACCACUUCCACUUCAUCGACCAUCCCGGAAGUUAGUUCGGCUAAUCCGCCGGUACGUGUGCGUCGUGCUGCCAACCCGGGUCCUGACAGCACACUCAAACUGCUGCCCGUUAGUAGUGACGCGGAACAGAUGGUUGGUGGUGAUGGUGCCGCCGGAGCACUGUACAGCAUGCCCAGUUAUCUGGCCGUUCAGGCGCGCUCGGCAAAGAUUAUCGAUUUCAACCGUCUCGAAUCGAAGAACGGUAACGCAAACCUCGACAAACCGGACAUUAAACCAUCGACCUUGCUGAAACGUCCACUCGUAGUACCAACGCUUCCGACUCCUGUGCAGGAGCAGCUGGUAGAGGUUGAGGUUGAGGAGUGCUGGUGUGUCGAUGGCUUCGGUACGGAAAUUCCCAAGACCCGUGGAUUCAACGCAACCACCAAGAGCUGUGAAGCAAAGCGAGAAUCGCUCGGCUGUCUGGAUCUAACGUGUCGAAUGGGAUGUGAUUAUGGGUUUGUGUUGGACGCGGACACACAAUGUCCGUCCUGUGAGUGUCGCGAUCCGUGCGAUAGUAUCAACUGCCCGGAUGGGCAAGAAUGUCGCUCGGUUGAGGUUUCUUGCGAGGGAGAGUAUUGUCCACCAGUUCCAGCUUGUUUCCCGAAGAAGCCCGGGCAGUGCCCGUUCCUGGUGCCACCCGGCUCGGAGAACUCAGAAUCCGACUCGUGCGAGUACGAAUGCCGCACGGAUGCACACUGCGACGGAUCGAAACGGUGCUGCUCGAACGGUUGUGGAACGCAGUGUGUUGAGCCACAGCUAAAGACCGCUUGUCAGCAUCUGCAAACGAUCCAGCUUCAUCAAGCGUCCGAGCUGGGCAUUCCACCGAAGCAGAAGUACAUUGCACAGUGUGACAUCGAUGGAAGCUUCCGCACAAUUCAGUGCGGUCCGGGUAAUGUGUGCUGGUGUGUGGAUGAGUUUGGAAAUGAAAAGAGUGGAACCCGAACAAACAAUGGGCAACCGAACUGUGAGCUGUUCCCGAAAACGGAAUGUCCACUGCUGAAAUGCCGACCGUGUGAGUAUGGGUACAAGAUUGAUGCGAACGGUUGCAAGACCUGCGAAUGUCGCGAUCCGUGCGGAGAGAUCUCCUGUCCACGCGGGGAAGAGUGUCAGCUAAUCCAGGUGGAAUGCAUUUCGGUGCCAUGCCCAAAGAUGCCGAUUUGUGUUCCGAUUCGAGAGUCGGUCUGCCCUGAGGGACUUCCGUUGCGUUCCAGUGGUCGUGAGAUUGUGUGUGGACCGCAAACCGAUGCGGACACGUGUCCAUCUACGCACAUCUGCCAACUGAACCCGAUCAGCAACCGUGGAGCUUGUUGUGGAAAGACAAGGGAUGUUUGCUUCGAGUCAAUCGAUCAGAGCUGCUUGCAGGUCGCAGAAUCGGGAGCGGAAAGUAACGAGCUGGACAGUAUCACGCGAUGGCGCUUUAGUCCUCGGCUGAACAAAUGCGUCCCAGUAACACUGCCCCGCGGUGUUUUCUGCCAGUCGAAGAAUCUCUUCCACAGCGAGCAGGCCUGUAACGGUGUUUGUCCUGUACUGUCCCAGUGCGAACGACUUCGGUUGAAGAACGCAAUGGCCGCAAAACGAGCAGGACAACCAAACACCUGGUUCCAGCCCCGCUGUGAUCCGGAAACUGGCUUCUGGAGUCCGGUUCAGUGUUUGGGAUCGAUGGGAGCUACAGCAACCGAACCCAGCGCAACAAAUGGAACGGCGCAGCAAAAAACUAACCCGGAUGCGCCAGCCGCUGUUGGAGUAUGCUGGUGCGCAGACAAGAAGGGUGCUCCGGUGAAGGGAUCGCUCACGAAAGGUUCCGAGCCGAAGUGCAGUAGUCGACAGGCGCGUCGUCGUGGUGACUCGAUUGAGACGUCCUCCAGCGAUCCUGUGAUGGAAGAACUGAUCCGACAGAUCACGUUCCUGGUGGACGAAAACAACUACCUGGCGGAUGAGGAGCUAGAACCAGUGCAGCCGGUCUCUGUCGCCAGUGCCAACUAUGCCCCGGAACCACGGUACAUCGGGUCGGUGUCUUCAGCGACGGAGAAAGUCAUCGAGCUGGCACGCACCGCCGAGAGUCGAAACUAUAUCAGUGACAACGUUGCCGAGCCGAUCGCGAAGCGACUGCGUGCUUCUGCCACACGCUGUCAAGCGCUGCAGAUGGCUGCCUCCUUCCCGGUGGCUUGUGAUGAAGCCGGAUCCUUCGAACCGAUGCAAUGCAACGGUGAUACGUGUUGGUGUGUGGAUGCGGCCGGCAAUCAGCUACCGCUAUCUAGUACGUUCAAACGCGGCCAACGAUCCUGCCUCUUCACACCGAUCGACGUGGUGGAAAUCGAGUUGCGGCUAAAUAAUUUGCAUCCUCAGCGUGCUCUGCUGCACGUGUAUGAAACCCUCCGAACGGAACUGUCCAUGCUGAUAGGCAGCAUUUACGACAACUACCGGGUGCAAGAGAGUGCCGACGGAAGCGUCACACUGCGAUUCGAUCUGAUCGAAAGCACCAAGGUGGACGACGCGUACGCAAUCGAGGAAAUGGUACGCGACGGAGCGUUUGCACUGUAUCAUGGGCAGCUGGUAGCGGACAUGACACAAUCACGGUUCGCCCAUCGCAUUUCGGUCGGCGUUCCACUGGCACAGCCAUCGUCCGGUAUCCCGGAAAACACCUUCCAGACGAUCGUGUUCGUGCUGGCGACGGCUUCCGCCUUCCUUGUCGCCAUCUUUGUGGUGUUUGUGAUGCUGAAGCGUGGCCGCAGCACCAAGACGAAGCACUACACGAACGGGGAUAAAAUAUUCGCCAUCGGCGCGGACAAGUACGUUGACUACAGCUCGCCCAUCUUUGUGCUCAGUGCCAACGAUAGCAAAUCAAUCCAGCAACAACAGGAUCGUUCCGAUUAAUCAUCAGUUGUGGAGCUGAUGAUCAAUCGGGAAUGUUUCGUAGGGCCGGAAGGUUUUACCACUAGCGAUCUUGUUGCGCCAACAUUCCGCUGCACACGGUGCAUCCUUUGCUCCGGCGUGCACCGGACCGUGGGUCGGCUGGAUUUUGUUGCACAUUGCUCCCAGAGCCGAUGAUGAAGGUUUCUAUUACACUUUCACGAAAUUUAUCUACGGAAACGGAAUUGCACAUGUUGUUGUUUUUAUACUGUACAUAUUGUGGAUGCUCUCUGCAUCUUUCGCUACGAACGCAGCGCAGCGAUCAUAGAUAAGGAGAAGCAAAUGGAAUUGCACUUCAUCUUUGCCAAACUUCGUAUAGUUCCCGUUUCCCCGUUUCGAAGAGCUUCCGAUCAUUUAAAACUGAUUUCUAUCAUUCCGUUUUACACUGUCGCCAGUCGAAUUGUGUCCUCCUUUUCCCUGAAAAUGCUUUUUAAGUGCUCCCGAGUGGGACAUCAUUUCCAUCGGUGGAGAUUGCGAGGUUGGAGAUUGUGUAAAUAAGAUUGUUCAAGCAAGCUAGUUGAGAUUGUCAUCAAACUCUAUUUGGAAAGUUGGAAUGUCUGCAAGCCUUUACUAAAAUUACCUAGAAGUGUUUAAAUUCACAGCCAAGGCUAAAUCGGAGAAAACAAAAAUCAAAUCACGUACACAGGGUCUACCCAGGAUAGGCGAGUACUGAAAUUUUCGUCUUACUCAAACACAACCACUAGUACGUGAAACGGUACAAUUUCUCUUAUCAUCGCGUCUCGUUGAUGCCUUCUUUACGGCCAACGAGAUGCGAACCCUUACGAUCAAUCAAUUAAACACAGAGAAGUUUCCCGAAGCUAGUGCAGCCCAAUGUACGGUGAACGUUAAAUGAGGCGGAACAUGCUAUUUAUUUAUUCUUUCCCCCACCAACAGCUAAUUCCCCGUCCAGCAUUUCCACCUCGUUUAUCUCUACCUCUAGGAAGAUUAGGCAGAUUUUUCCAAACUGUAAAAUUGCUCACUGCCAGCCACAUUGGUCCGCAGCAGCGUGUAACUGGCAGAUGACGUGUUGGCAGCUUUCGGCUCGAUCUAACUGGCUAAAUUCUGGUGCUCUUAUUAGUCUUUUCCUUAAAGUACGUGGGUAUGGUAUCUUUAACUAUCUUUCUUUGUUUCGAAACAUUUGUACAUAAGACUCUACACUACAAUCUGGUGAUAAAAAAUUAUUUAAAAAAAACACACACACACAAACACACAGCAACGGAUUACGGACGUUUCGGUUAAAAUGCGUCGAGCGCCAAAAACCACGGUGUACCACCGAUCGAUAUUCUCCGUUAAUGUGACCUGUUAUUUUGUUUUGUUCGAAUAAUGAAAUAAAGAAGAUCAAGAUAAAUAA